This is a messenger RNA of Carlito syrichta (Philippine tarsier), 1145 nucleotides long. It is a transcript of the gene PUDP, whose product is annotated as pseudouridine 5'-phosphatase. The transcript is spliced from 4 exons. Gene Ontology annotation, molecular function: phosphatase activity. The record is from RefSeq and is a predicted model, not a curated record. NCBI's taxonomy places the organism in Eukaryota, Metazoa, Chordata, Mammalia, Primates, Tarsiidae. The coding region runs from base 67 to 768 and encodes 233 amino acids.
CGUGCGCUGGGCAGGCGGGUGCGCGCGCAACCUCUUCCUCGCCCCCACCCCGACCAAGGCGGAACUAUGGCAGCGCCCCCGUCCGUGCCCCCGCCGCGGCCAGCCACCCACCUCAUCUUUGACAUGGACGGCCUUCUUCUGGAUACUGAACGCCUGUAUUCAGUGGUGUUUCAAGAAAUAUGUGAUCGCUAUGAAAAGAAAUACACCUGGGAGGUAAAGUCCCUGGUUAUGGGUAAAAAGGCAUUAGAAGCGGCGCAGAUUAUAAUAGACGUCCUGCAGCUCCCGAUGUCCAAAGAGGAGCUGGUGGAAGAAAGCCAGAUGAAGUUAAAGGAAGUGUUCCCCACGGCUGCUCUCAUGCCAGGUGUUGAAAAACUCAUCCACCACCUGCAGAAACACAACAUACCCUUUGCUGUUGCCACCAGCUCAGGGUCUGUGUCAUUCGAAAUGAAGACAAGUAGACACAAAGAAUUCUUCAGUUUGUUUUAUCACAUCGUCUUGGGAGAUGACCCUGAAGUAAAGAAUGGCAAGCCAGACCCUGACAUAUUUCUCGCCUGUGCCAAGAGAUUCUCUCCUCCUCCUCCCAUGGACAAGUGCCUUGUCUUUGAAGAUGCUCCCAAUGGGGUAGAGGCGGCCUUGGCCGCUGGGAUGCAGGUGGUCAUGGUUCCAGAUGGAAACUUGAGCCCGGACCUGACGAGAAAGGCCACCCUUGUGCUGAAUUCCCUGCAGGACUUCCAGCCCGAGCUGUUUGGUUUGCCCCCUUAUGAGUGAGAGGGAGGGGAGUGGCAUAGAGCUCCAGCCCACUCCCUUGGUCCAUCUCUGGGAGAAACAGAAUGGAAAUUGACAACUCCCAUAUUGCAACCUACAUAGUGAUUUUAGCCUUCUGAAAUUUGCCUUUUCAUUCUAUGUUGCCUUGGCCCACUCUCUGAAGUGCUGAUAACAUGACUUGACAGUUAAAAAAAAACAGAGUAGAGACAACCCAGAACAAAGAUCAAACUUGAAUCACCAUCUGAAAAAUCAACUGAUGUGUAGUGUAUGAUAAAAUGAAUAGACAAACAUACAUACAAGCAAACAUACACCAGUAUGUUAAUAUACAUGUAGGCAUGUUAUGUGUGUGUGUGUGUAUAUACACAUGUAUGCAUGCAUUU